Molecule: messenger RNA, 1229 nt
Organism: Spea bombifrons (plains spadefoot toad)
Lineage: Eukaryota; Metazoa; Chordata; Amphibia; Anura; Pelobatidae
Gene: IL12B
Product: interleukin 12B
Exons: 7
Coding region: 2-874 (290 amino acids)
Molecular function (GO): protein binding
Source: RefSeq, a predicted model, not a curated record
GAUGUUCUUUGUUAAUCCUCUGGAAGGAGUAUGGGAGUUUCCUUUAAGGCAAAAUACCUUUGUUGUAGAUAUCAGCAAAGAUAAGCCGACAGAGACCGUGACGUUGGAAUGCAAUGUGUCUGCGGAAGAACAGGUCUACUGGCAAGUGAAGAGACAACGGAGACACGGUAGAACACUGCAGAUUGACGUGAAGGAAAAAGUAGAUGUUGGAAACUUUACUUGCCACACAGAGGAUGGAGACGACGUAGAUUACAAAUCUGUUGUGAUCAACAAUUUAUCUACAUUAACCCACAAGAAAAUACUUUCUUAUUCAAAACACCCAAUACACUGCGCUGCCAGCAACUACAGCGGCCAUUUUAACUGCUCCUGGAAGCCAUCAAAAAGCCACGAUCAGUAUUUCUUCCAGGCUGAAAGAGGCUCCUUGCCCAUUGCCUGCCACGGCCCCUUCAGACACCAUUCAGAUUAUGUAGUAAACUGUUACGACCAAGAAACCUGCAGCCACGGGGAGGAGAACAGUCACAUCACAUUUACUCUCCAUGCGAUCCAGGAGAAGGCUUAUGAAAACCACACCAAGAUAUUCAUGCUGAGAGAUAUCACACGGCCAGACCCACCUCAAGACCUGGAUAAGUCUACAAAGAGUGGGAAAGUUUCUCUUAAGUGGAAGUACCCAAAGACUUGGUGUAAUGUUCAUUCCUUCUUCCCACUCAUAUUUAACGUCAACAUAACCAACGAACGCAGCAUGAUGUCUGAGCACCAUAAAGAUAUUGAGGGGACAAGUCUUAUACUGCCCAGCAAGGGCACGUUUCACUUCUGCGUCCAAGCGAGAGACAUGUAUUACAACUCAUCGUGGAGCGAGUGGUCAUGCUACAUGUAGGCACGGUAAAACCGAGAAGGAUAAAACGAAAAAAGAUAAGAAAAAGGGCAACAGAAAAAAAGACAGAAAGAAGAAACACAACUCUCACUUAAGUGAAGCCGGAAUCCUUCGCUGGGCAUGACAUGCGAACCGUUAGCCGUCUUGCUUUUUUUCCGUUCGAAGUGUCCAUUCUGACUGUAUAUUUAUAAAUCAUAAUAAUACAACUUCUUGUGACCCCACAUUUUAUACAAAACUUACUUUGUAACACUUGGUAUCAUUGUUUUUCUUAAUAUGUAUAUUAAGUUAUUGCAUAUAUUAUGUUUAUAUAUUGUUUAUCACGUUAUAUUAAUAUGGUUUACAAAGUUUUUAUUUUUGA